AUGGCUCCAUUGUUACAUAGGGUUUCCAACUAUGGUUGUGGUAAGCGUGUAACUGUACGCUUCUGUGAUGACAAGAUCUAUGAUACCAAGGAUGGAGAGUCUAGGACAAUUAAUGAAGAGAUUAAUAGUGGUCCAUAUACGAAGAUUUAUAGAGACUUUCCAGAUGAAGAUCAAGGUUAUCUGCUGAAUUAUGACGGUUAUAAUCUCAUGCUUAAUGAUAAUCGUGGUAAGAAUAAAGGUAUCCAAGAUUAUCUUGUUCAUAUAUGGACCGCGUACGACGAUAUUAAUAUAGAUAUAGUUUAUGAUGAAAUGAAGAUAUGGUGCGAAAUUGAUGAUUUAGGGAUAUAUCAAUCCGAUGGAGAUCUGAAAUAUUAUAAGUCUGUUAUUGCACGUCAUCGUGAGGAAGGAGGUAUUAGCGUUAUAGGUUUUGAAACAGCUGAAGGAGCGACUACUGCAUCUGCUAAAAAAGAAGAAGAUGAAAAUGACGAAGCAUCGGCGAAGAUGAAUGAACCAAAUGCAUAA
Arabidopsis thaliana (thale cress) is the source of this 522-nucleotide messenger RNA. RefSeq lists its product as uncharacterized. The transcript has a single exon. Bases 1 to 522 code for a protein of 173 amino acids. The record is from RefSeq and is marked reviewed. Lineage: Eukaryota; Viridiplantae; Streptophyta; Magnoliopsida; Brassicales; Brassicaceae.